UAUGCCCCUCUCUCUCCCCUCGGCCCCGCAAUCGCAACAAACACAAUACCUCUCCGUCCGUUGAUCCCCUUCCGCCUUCUCUCACCUUUUUCCGUUCAAACGCCCAAACCCCUCCGGCCCAGAAAACCCAAAGCCCCAAUCUUUCUUCCCCUACAAAAAUGGACCAUCAUCACCUCCAACAGCUUCACCAACAGCAACUCCUCCAAGCCCAACACCAACACCACCACCACCAACAACACUUCCAACCCCCACAACAACCACACUACCAUUACAAUACCAAUACCCACCAAUCUUACUACCCUCCUCAAUAUCAAUACCCACAACAACAACAACUACAACUACAACAAAAUGGUUAUCACCCAUCAAACUAUACCAAUCUCUAUCCCCAGCAGGCUUAUCCCCAGUCGGCAGUGCCUCGACGACCUGAGCUUCCGGUCCCGCCAGCGGUGGCUGUGCUGUCUCGUUUGGUGCGAUACUCAGGGGCUGUGGGGUCUCAAUGGAACACUCCACCAAUGGUUGGCCAACCUCCAUAUAGGGGUAUCGGUGAAGGGGGUGGUGAACUAUUCAGAGGACAUCAAGGAAAUUUUGGCUACAGCGGAGCUCACCCAUCUUUCAUUGGGGGAUCACAUGGUCGAGGUAGGGGUGGUUCUUGGCUUUUAGUGGAACAUGGUGUCCCUUCAACAUCUUUUCAUCCUCCCCAUCAGACAUACCAAUCUCCGGUGACGCUGACACCUCAGAAGUCGGAAUCUGCAUCAGCACUGAAAACGGAAGUUCCAAACUACCAAAAACCUCAAGUUGCUCAAAAAACCACGGUUACUUGGUGUGAAGUUUGUAAUGCUUCAUGCGCUAAUUUGGACGUUCUUAAACAGCACCAAAAUGGAAAGCGACAUCAAAGGAACCUGAGAAAAAUGGAAAGGUUGAAAAAUGGUAUCAGAACAGUGGCCAAAUUGCAGGGCCAACAGCUUUGCACUUUUAAUACAAAGCUUGAAGUGCCUCAUCAGACUCAGUGUGAACAAGACGAUGAAGAGAAAAACACAACAGAGAAUAUACCAUACGAACCUGUUGGCUAUGAAAAUUCAAGGGAAACUGGAAAACAAAAUAAGAACCCCGGACAGCCUGAAAUUCCACCAGGUGAUGCGUCUGACAAUGUGAAGCGUGGUAAGAAGCGCAAGAAAACGAAAACUCCGAAGCACUCAGUCGAACCUUCCAAACGUAAAGUUGUAAUUCCGAUAGUUUGUGACUUGUGUAAUGUCAAGUGUGAGAAGCAGGCUUUUUUCGAUCGCCAUCUUUCAGGAAAGAAGCAUGUUGCCAAGUAUAAACGAUUUAAAGGCCAUGAAGCUAUGCAUCGACCCGUGGGGCUUCAAGUUCUAUACCCCCCUAACCCAUUGGCUGAAACUAUAUUCCAACCCCAAGAAGGAAGAUAUAUACCUCCCCAUGUGUACCAAGAUAUACAGGUGGAAACAAGUUCAGAUCCCCAAUUUCAACAAAAUCCAACCUCUGAAGGAUCUGAAUCCAUUCUUGGAUGUGGAAGCUCUAGUACCAUUACAACAGCUCUAGAAACCAACAUCACAACAGAACCGGAAAUCAGCCAAGAAGCUACCAUUGAGGUCCAACAUUUGAAUAGUAUUUCAGAGACUGGUCAGGGGUCCAAUACUUUUUCACAGGACUGUUAAGAGCUCAAAGAUGGGAAGAUAUGAAAAGAGGGGCAUGAUUGUACUAUGUUAAUAUCUGAAGAGCUUGGUUUGAUACUUCGAUAUACAAGAGAUGAAGAGAGUCCCCUGACUAAUAAAAGAAGAAUCCCAGUUUUGAACUUUGAUGGGCUCAAGACCUGACAUGCAGUAAAUGGUGAAGCCACAAAGUCAAAAGUCAUCUGUUUCCAAUCUUUUCAUGCUUAUGGUAAGGUUCAGAGAUUUCUUCUCUCUCACUCAAAACCUUCACGGUUUCACUCAGCACUCCUCCACAUCUUAUGCAUAAUUAAUGAAGUACAGUCUUUUCAUCUGGAACCGUCAUUACUCCAUUCUUAUCAAAUAAUGUUGAUGGUGAAGGCAACAUUACCUAUCCUCCUUGAUUAAAAAAACAUUACUUAAGCUCUGUAUCCAGGUUCCAAAGCAAUUUAUUUUCCCAACACAAUUGGAAAAUAUUCUCUCUUGGAUAUUAAUCAGAAGGCUAAGUACCUGCUUUAUUAAGGACACACUACUACAGUCUAUACAAGAUAGGGCAAACAAUUCAGGAAGGCUCAUUGCUUCUUCUCUUUUGCUGAGACUUCUUUUAGAGCUAGAUAGAGAAAGAGAGAGUUUCAAGUUUCAUUCAUGGCUGCUGAUCACCCCGAAAAUCUCAACAAGCUCAUCGAAAAUAUUUCAGAUGACCUCGAAAACUUCAACCUAAGCCACUUCCUUCAAAGUAAGUUGUUGGUCAAGGAGUUAAAGGAGCUGGUUGGGCCUCAAGUAAUUACCAUUCGUGAAGGAAUAGCUGAUUUUGAGAAAGAAAAGGCUGAGCUCGGAGAGGCUCUUAAUAGAAUUAAAACAAGGGCUGAAUGGAUGGAGAAUGUGAUGAAGCAGUUCAAGGAUGAACUAGCUGCAUCUCAGCUUGAGCAUUUGGUGGUUUUUGAAAUGUACUUGAUACACGAUUUUGAGGCUGAGCUCAAAGAGGCUGUGAAUGGACUAAAAUCAACAACUGAACCUAGGGGAGAUGGUUUUGGCAAGGAUCUGAUAAUGAAGUUUUUUGCGAUACAGCUUGAGUUUCAGAGAAGUCAGAAUGAGCUUAAAGAGAUUGUUAAAACACUAGAAAUAAGGAAUGAAUGGGCGGAGAAUACGAUGAAGCAGAUUGAGGAACUAAAAACAAGGAUUGAAUGGGUGGAGAAUGCGUGCAUCUGAGAUUGCUAGAGAUAUAACCGAGUCUGAGGGAAAAUGUCCUGUUAUGUGAAAUGGUGUCUCGGCCUGCUUCUGUAUAUAUCCAUCCCCAUCACCCCCUAAGUUAUUUCCUUUGACCCUUUUUACUUUUCAAGUUUGUAAGACAUAAAGGGAUUAGUUCCCAAACUGCCUUGUUAUUUUCUUGAGUUAGGAUUUGUGGCUACCUAAAUUUCAGACUGGUUUUGGACAUGUGAACUUGUAUUACGUUAGGGUGAUAUGCUGAGGAAAAUUUCUAUUUCA
Rosa chinensis is the source of this 3149-nucleotide messenger RNA. RefSeq lists its product as uncharacterized. Gene Ontology annotation, molecular function: nucleic acid binding; zinc ion binding. Lineage: Eukaryota; Viridiplantae; Streptophyta; Magnoliopsida; Rosales; Rosaceae. The transcript is spliced from 9 exons. The record is from RefSeq and is a predicted model, not a curated record. The coding region runs from base 2310 to 2873 and encodes 187 amino acids.